CAUUUUCAAAUCAUCAUUUUCAAAUCAUCAAUCUGAUUUGUCCGAGCUGUCAGUGUAACUUCCUGUGUCCUGCGCCGAAUCUUCUUCUGACUCCGCCCUUUGUUCAGCUGGCUGGGUUUUUUCACGGAGCGACUCUCAAAACAGACGAUGGCUGUUCCGCCUGUAUAUGCCGACCUUGGCAAGCCAGCUAAAGAUGUCUUCACCAAGGGUUAUGGGUUUGGCCUUAUCAAGCUGGAUUUGAAAACCAAGGCAGAGAAUGGCCUGGAGUUCACUAGCUCUGGAUCAGCCAACACAGAGACCAGCAAAGUGACAGGAGAUCUGCAGACAAAGUACAAGUGGGCAGAGCACGGACUGACCUUUAAUGAGAAGUGGAACACAGACAAUACCCUGAGCACAGAGAUCACGCUGGAAGAUCAGCUGGUUAAAGGACUGAAACUGACCAUUGACUCUUCCUUCUCGCCAAUCACAGGCAAGAAGAGCGGCAAGAUCCUGGCCGGUUACAGCCGAGAGCAGCUCAACGUCGGCUGCGACGUUCACUACGACAUCAACGGCAUCGCCGUGCACGGCGCGGCGGUCGUCGGGUUCGAGGGGUGGCUGGCCGGGUACCAGAUGACCUUCGAAGCCGGGAAAAACAGAAUCACUCAGAGCAACUUUGCUGUGGGCUACAGGACAGAUGAGUUCCAGCUGCACACCAGUGUGAACGAUGGUACAGAGUUUGGAGGCUCCAUCUACCAGAAAGUGAACGAUAAGCUGGAGACAGGUGUCAACCUGGCCUGGACAGCAGGGAACAGCAACACGCGAUUCGGCAUCGCGGCCAAAUACCACGUUGACGCUGACGCCUCCUUCUCGGCCAAAGUCAACAAUUCUAGCCUGGUGGGCCUGGGCUACACUCAAGCUCUGAAACCUGGAGUCAAGCUGAGUCUCUCUGCUCUUCUGGAUGGGAGGAACAUUGCCUCUGGGGGCCACAAGCUGGGGCUGGGGCUGGAGUUUGAGGCUUAGGAAGAUGGAGCAACACAAUCCUGACUUAAAUAAUUAAUUCAGUAACCAUGCAGCCUCAUGUUUCCCUUGUAUGUUCACCACCGGGGAUGCAGGUGUUGUCUUGUCAAAAGUAUGUGAAAGGAUCUGCCAGUGUACAACUGAAAAAAAGAACACUAAUUUGCUCUGGGAAUUUGGCCCUAAGUAUGAGUCAUUUUUGGAGACAGGAAAAAGUACUUGGCAGGUGAUGAUCAGACUUAUGUAAAGUAGUGUAACCGUAGUUCGUAGAAAGUGUUUUGAAAUUGUGAAAAUCCAAUGUCAUUCCUAUCCAAUUUGAACACCGUUUUAUUUAUUUUUGUACUGUAAGUAAUGAAGAGGCUUAGACAAAAGGUAUUCCUCCCAUGUGAAUACUUACUGCACACUGUCCAGUAGGUGGAGCUGUUUCUUCUGCACAACACACCAGGGAUGUUGGGCCUGAAUUGUAAUAAUGCUCCUUUCCCAUGAUUGAUACACAGAGGUAGAGAGACACUGCUGACAUUUCUGUCAUUCUUCCAUCAUGCCUUGACUUUCUAGAGGUGAUGUCACUU
Anguilla anguilla (European eel) is the source of this 1562-nucleotide messenger RNA. RefSeq names its product voltage-dependent anion-selective channel protein 1-like. The transcript is spliced from 9 exons. Gene Ontology annotation, molecular function: voltage-gated monoatomic anion channel activity. Bases 148 to 999 code for a protein of 283 amino acids. Lineage: Eukaryota; Metazoa; Chordata; Actinopteri; Anguilliformes; Anguillidae. Gene Ontology annotation, biological process: monoatomic anion transmembrane transport. Gene Ontology annotation, cellular component: mitochondrial outer membrane. The record is from RefSeq and is a predicted model, not a curated record.